This is a messenger RNA of Penicillium manginii, 4566 nucleotides long. Its product is annotated as putative ABC transporter. The record is from RefSeq and is a predicted model, not a curated record. Lineage: Eukaryota; Fungi; Ascomycota; Eurotiomycetes; Eurotiales; Aspergillaceae. Gene Ontology annotation, cellular component: membrane. Gene Ontology annotation, biological process: transmembrane transport. The transcript is spliced from 15 exons. Gene Ontology annotation, molecular function: ATP binding; ATP hydrolysis activity; ABC-type transporter activity. The coding region runs from base 1 to 4566 and encodes 1521 amino acids.
AUGUUUCAUACCGUUUCUUGCCUAGUGGUCAAAAUCGUCCAAGCCGCGGAGAGGUCGGAGAUUGCCGAGAUCGAUGACUUCAUGAUCGCCCGGCUCCCGCUGCCCGAGAACCCUGAAAUCUGGAGGGAGGUUGGUUUAAUUCGCAAUAACAUCGUCUCAUCCAUUGCUACUCGCCAAAAACCAAACAGAAUCCCAGAUACCUCUACACAUCCCGCUAGAAUGAUGCGGAACGAGUCGACAGAUAGUAUUAGUCCCACGGAGGAUCAAGGAAACAUUGCCUCCAGCGAGACAUCAUCCGGGAGCGCUAAGGCAUCUCGCAAGUCAGACCAACCAGUCAAUUUUGCACCAAUCCAGAGCGGCACCUCGGGAAGCUCAGAGCUAGAUACCCGAGGCCCACAACUAGAUGAGGCAUACAUCGCACGUACUCUGUCUCAACGGAAGAGCCACGCCUCUGGUCAUGAAGGCGCCGAAUGGGAGCAGAUCGAACGAUUGAUUUCCCGGAUGUUCGGAGAUGAACGCAAGGCAAAUUCUGAAGAAGAGAAAACAAGACAUGUCGGAGUGGUAUGGAAAAAUCUCACAGUGAAAGGGCUGGGUAUUGGAGCUGCGCUACAACCUACCACCGGUGACAUCUUUCUUGGGAUUCCGCGAUUUAUCAAGGGUCUGUUAUCGCGAGGAACAAAAGGCGUGGGAGGGGGAAAGAAGGAGAUUAGAACAAUUCUGAAUGACUUCACGGGUUGCGUUCGCCCUACGGAAAUGCUUCUUGUUCUUGGCCGUCCUGGAUCAGGAUGCUCAACAUUUUUGAAGGUAAUUGGAAACCAAAGGUCCGGAUACGAGAGUGUUGAGGGAGAUGUGAGGUAUGGUGGAACUGAUUCCACGGCUAUGGCAAAAAAUUAUCGGUCAGAAGUUCUUUACAACCCGGAGGACGAUCUUCACCACGCCACGUUAACCGUGCGGGACACACUCCUUUUUGCAUUGAAAACACGAACCCCAGACAAGCCAUCUCGAAUCCCUGGUGAAACUGAAAAGGAGUACCAGCAGACAUUCUUAUCAGCGAUCGCCAAGCUAUUCUGGAUUGAGCAUGCACUGGGAACUCGUGUGGGCAAUGAGCUUAUUCGCGGGGUGUCUGGAGGAGAGAAGAAGCGAGUGUCGAUAGGAGAGGCCAUGGUUACAAAGGCUAGCACUCAGUGCUGGGACAACUCGACUAGGGGCUUAGAUGCCAGCACGGCACUAGAAUACGUUCAGAGCUUGAGAAGCUUAACCAACACCGCACAUGUCUCGACUCUCGUCGCCCUUUACCAAGCAUCUGAAAAUUUAUUUAAUCUCUUCGACAAAGUUAUACUCAUCGAAGACGGAAAAUGCGCUUUUUUUGGGCGCUCAGAGGAUGCAAAGGCCUAUUUUGAAAAUUUAGGAUUUGAGUGCCCACCCAGAUGGACAACCCCCGACUUUCUAACCUCUGUCAGUGAUCCAAAUGCAAGACGCAUCAAACAGGGAUGGGAGAAUAGAAUUCCUCGCACUGCAGAGGAAUUUCAAGCAGCCUACCGUGAGAGCCACGUCUUCAAAGAUGCACAAUCCGACAUUGAAGAAUUCGAGAAUGAGUUACGAGACACCAAAGAUGAGAGAGAAGCUGCUAGGGCACAAAUGACAAAAAAGAAUUACACAGUGCCAUUUUGGAAGCAGGUCAUGAUCCUCACACAUCGACAGUUUUUGGUCAUGUUCGGGGAUAGGGCUGCUCUGAUAGGAAAGUGGGGAAUCAUUGUCUUCCAAGCUUUGAUCAUCGGAAGCUUGUUUUACAAUCUACCGGACUCGAGCUCCGGCGUGUUCACACGAGGUGGUGUGAUGUUUUUCAUACUGCUGUUUAACUCUCUUCUUGCCUUGGCAGAACUCACGUCUGCAUUUGAGAGUAGGCCCAUAAUGAUGAAACACAAGAGUUUCUCCUUCUAUCGCCCAGCGGCAUAUGCCUUGGCACAGGUUGUGGUGGACAUCCCCUUGGUGUUCAUCCAAGUAGUUCUGUUCAACCUGAUUGUAUACUUGCUACCUCAUCCCCCCUGGAAAAUGCAUCCGGCAAGUCAUCCACUAUUCCAAGUAAUAUCUGACACUAACCACAGGACUUUUCAGUGGCUGAAGUGGCUUAUCUGGAUAAAUCCAGUUCAAUACGCGUUUGAAGCUUUGAUGGCAAACGAGUUUACUGGCUUUGAUAUUAGAUGCGAGCCACCAUAUAUCGUCCCCAGCGGUCCUAAUGCGUCCCCAUCUCACCAAAGCUGCGCCAUACAAGGUAGCUCACCCGAUAGUCUGGUAGUCAAUGGAUCGGAAUACAUCCAGACUGCCUACACCUAUACCAGAGCGCACCUUUGGCGUAAUUUCGGUAUAAUAGCCGCCUGGCUUCUGUUCUUUGUUUCCCUAACAAUGCUUGGAACGGAGCUCCAGAAGCCGAAUAAAGGUGGGAGCUCCAUAACAGUCUUCAAACGAGGGGAAGUCCCUCAGGCUGUUAAAGACGCGAUCGAGCAUAAGCGACCCUCCGGAGAUGAAGAAUCCGCUGAGAAAACACCUUCAAACCCUAGUCUUACCAGCGAUGAAGCAGAAAAGAAAGUUCAGGAAAUCGCCAAAAACACAUCAAUAUUUACUUGGCAGAAUGUGAACUAUACCAUCCCGUACAAAGGAGGGCAGCGAAAGUUACUUCAAGGUGUCAAUGGCUAUGUAAAGCCGGGGAGGCUCACUGCAUUAAUGGGCGCCUCUGGCGCAGGGAAGACCACGCUAUUGAACUCACUGGCUCAGCGUAUCAAUUUCGGCGUUCUGACUGGUGAAUUCUUGGUCGAUGGAAAGCCCCUUCCCAAGAGUUUCCAAAGAGCAACGGGAUUUGCAGAGCAAAUGGAUAUCCAUGAGCCAACAGCCACUGUUCGUGAAUCUUUGCGAUUCUCAGCUUUAUUACGGCAGCCCAAAGAGGUCCCACUCCAGGAGAAAUAUGAUUACUGUGAGAAAGUGAUCGAUUUGCUGGAAAUGCGAUCCAUCGCUGGGGCCACAAUUGGAUCCACAGGCUCAGGAUUGAAUCAAGAGCAAAGAAAAAGGCUCACAAUUGCGGUAGAGCUUGCCAGUAAGCCAGAACUAUUGCUUUUCUUGGACGAGCCGACAUCGGGACUCGACUCUUUGGCCGCUUUCAACAUUGUCCGAUUUUUACGGAGACUGGCAGAUGCAGGUCAGGCAGUCCUUUGUACAAUCCAUCAACCCUCAGCUGUUCUCUUUGAACAGUUCGAUGAACUUCUUCUCUUACAAAGUGGUGGGCGUGUUGUCUAUAAUGGAGCCCUCGGAUUUGACUCGAGAACGCUCAUUGACUAUUUUGAGCGUAACGGAGGCAAACAAUGUUCUCCACACGCAAAUCCUGCCGAGUAUAUGCUUGAAGUCAUCGGCGCCGGAAAUCCAGACUAUAGAGGGCAGGACUGGGGUGAUGUGUGGGAUAACUCUUCUGAAUCCAAGCAACUAUCAGACGAUCUGGAAAAGGUGAUCACUUCUCGUCGAAGCAUGCAAGAUGAUGAAAAUAUUAGAGAUGACCGGGAAUACGCCAUGCCUCUCUACUUCCAGAUAGUGGCCGUAACCAAACGUGCUUUUGUGGCCUACUGGAGACUUCCAGAUUAUAUCAUGGGGAAGGUAAUGCUGCAUAUAUUCACCGGCCUCUUCAACACUUUCACUUUCUGGCAUCUAGGCAACAGUUACAUUGAUAUGCAGUCUCGACUGUUUUCCGUUUUCAUGACACUCACAAUCUCCCCUCCUCUCAUACAGCAACUACAACCACGAUACUUGCAUUUUCGCGGUCUUUACGAGUCGCGGGAGUCAAAUUCCAAGAUCUAUUCUUGGGUCGCAUUCGUCGUGAGCACAAUUCUGCCCGAGCUACCGUACUCUAUCGUGGCUGGUUCUAUUUACUUCAAUUGCUGGUAUUGGGGUACUUGGUUUCCGCGUGACUCUUUCAGCUCCGGGUAUACGUGGAUGCUUCUCAUGCUUUUUGAAUGCUAUUACGUCGGCUUUGGUCAAUUUAUAGCAGCAUUUGCACCGAAUGAGUUGUUCGCAUCGCUACUGGUCCCGUCAUUUUUCACCUUUGUCGUGUCUUUCUGUGGUGUCAUCGUGCCUUAUGUUGCCAUGCCCCAUUUCUGGCAGUCGUGGAUGUACUGGCUCACGCCAUUCCACUAUCUCCUCGAAGGAUUCCUUGGGGUCAUCGCUCACAACGUCCCUGUUUCUUGCGUUGAGCGCGAAGAAGCGCGGUUCAGCCCACCACCUGGUCAGACUUGCGAGCAGUAUGCAGAAUCAUACGCAAAGCAGUCUGGCGGGUAUGUUCGAGAUGCUGGCAAUGGACUCUGCUCAUUUUGCCAGUAUUCUACGGGUGAUCAGUUCACUGCCAGUUUCAAUGUCUUCUAUCAGAAUAAAUGGAGAUGCUAUGGGAUUUUUUCUGCAUUUGUUGCCUUUAAUUUUAUGCUUGUUUUCCUAUUCUCGUGGUUAUAUCUUCAUGGAAUUGGGAACCUCAAGCGAUGGCUUAGCAAACGUAAGACUCAAAAGGGGGAUAUUAACACCUCAAGCUCAUGA